Molecule: messenger RNA, 3543 nt
Organism: Abrus precatorius (Indian licorice)
Lineage: Eukaryota; Viridiplantae; Streptophyta; Magnoliopsida; Fabales; Fabaceae
Product: E3 ubiquitin ligase PQT3-like
Exons: 15
Coding region: 865-3384 (839 amino acids)
Biological process (GO): ubiquitin-dependent protein catabolic process; protein ubiquitination; mRNA processing
Cellular component (GO): nucleus
Molecular function (GO): ubiquitin protein ligase activity; zinc ion binding; nucleic acid binding
Source: RefSeq, a predicted model, not a curated record
AGGUUUGUCAGGAAAUACCCCCAAACAGCCACACCCUCACCCACGUUCAAUCCACACCACACCACACCCUCUUUUCUCUUUUGCUCAUUCCCUUCCCACUCUCGCUUCUCUCACCCAACCCUAGCCCCAAUUAUUCCCUAUCAUAGGGUUUCAAUCGCUCUGCCCUAUCGUCGAUUCUCCACAACCGAUCUUCGAUUUGCUUCGCUAUUCUUCAGAAUCGUUUCAGAUUUUUUGCUGCUUUUACAAGGAGGAGGAGUUUUUCGCGACUCUCGUUUGAAGCUUCCGUCGCUGCCGAUCGGAGAGGUUCGCGCCGAAUCCGAACGCGCUGUCGCUUCGUGGUUCGUUGGCUUGAGUCUUCACCGAAGGAACAAAUACUCUUGUUCCUUUUCUUCGAUUCGAUUGCGUUAUUCUGCCCUAACUGUUGCUGCUGCUUCUGUGGAUUUGUGAUUUCAAAGGGCUUUGCUUCUGCGAAUUUGGAUUCGGCUGAUUUUCAUCCACGAUCGUACGAUGACGAUCUUGUUACUCUGAUUUUGAUUCUCUGGACGGAAUCUGAAGUCUCUGGAUUCUGAGUGCGCUCGGGUUUGUGAGACGAAGACGAAGAUUUUGACCGUUUUCUCGUGAAGAGUUCUAGAAGUGCUCUCAUCGUCGUGGCGGUUCGAUUUGUUCGAUCUUAACCUUAGUAAUCUGCAAGUUGUGGAAAAAAGAGAAAAGAGAAAAAAAAAUGAGCUUGGAUAUAUUGUACUGUUUGAUUUGUUUUUAGAUUAAUAACAGGGCCGUUUCUAAAUUUCAGAGGCCCUUUGAUUUAUCGUCCUUUGUUAUUGCUUUGAAGUUAAUCUUUUUGAUUGAUAGAAAGAGAAAUAUACCAUGGCGGUGUAUUAUAAAUUUAAGAGUGCAAGAGAUUAUGAUUCAAUUCCCAUGGACGGUCCUUUCAUCUCUGUUGGUACAUUGAAAGAAAAAAUUUUUGAAUCCAAGCAUUUGGGGAGGGGUACUGAUUUCGACCUCGUGGUCACCAACGCCCAGACCAAUGAAGAAUAUCAUGAUGAAGAAAUGUUGAUUCCUAAAAAUACUUCAGUGUUAAUUCGUCGGGUUCCAGGACGGCCACGUUUACCAAUUGUUACUGAACUAGAACAAAAGGUGGAGAAUAAGGUGGUGGAAACUGAACCUGAAAACAGCAGCUUGCCAGCUGAAGAUACAUCUGCCAUGAAACUUCCUGAAGAUCUGGAUUGGGAUGAAUUUGGCAAUGAUUUGUAUUCAAUUCCUGAUCAAAUUCCUGUUCAAUCGAGCAACAUAAUUCCAGAGGCUCCUCCAACUACUAACAAAGCUGAUGAAGAGAGUAAGAUAAAGGCCCUGAUUGAUACUCCGGCCUUGGAUUGGCAACGUCAAGGUUCAGACUUUGGCACUGGUAGAGGUUUUGGGCGGGGUAUGGGUGGACGGAUGGGGGGUGGACGUGGUUUUGGGUUGGAACGGAAAACACCUCCACAAGGCUAUGUAUGUCACAGAUGCAAGGUGCCUGGACAUUUUAUUCAGCACUGCCCCACAAAUGGUGACCCAAAUUAUGACAUCAAAAGAGUCAAGCAACCUACUGGUAUUCCUAGAUCCAUGCUGAUGGUAAACCCACAAGGUUCCUACGCUUUACCAAAUGGUUCGGUAGCUGUCCUGAAGCCAAAUGAGGCUGCUUUUGAGAAAGAAAUUGAAGGGUUGCCAUCAACACGUUCUGUUGGGGACCUACCACCUGAGCUCCGUUGUCCCUUGUGCAAUGAUGUCAUGAAAGAUGCUGUAUUGACAAGCAAGUGCUGUUUCAAAAGCUUCUGUGACAAAUGUAUAAGGGACUAUAUUAUCUCCAAGUCAAUGUGUGUAUGUGGUGCAACAAAUAUUCUUGCAGACGAUCUCUUACCAAAUAAGACACUUAGAGAUACCAUCAAUCGUAUAUUAGAGUCAGGCAAUAGCAGUGCUGAAAAUGCUGGGAGCACUUUCCAAGUUCAAGAUAUGGAGUCGGCUCGAUGUCCACAGUCUAAGAUUCCAUCCCCAACAUCAUCUGCUGCAUCUAAGGGAGAACUAAAGAUUUCACCUGUUAAUGAAGGAACAACUAAUAUACAGGAAACUGCUGACAAUAGAAAGGCUGUUUCUGCUCCACAGCAGACAUCUGAGCCAGUAAGGAACCCCAGAGCUGCUGAUGUAUCUGAAGCUACUCAUGAAUCAAUCAGUGUAAAGGAACCAAUCUCACAAGGGAGUGGUCAGUUGGUUGAGGAAGAAGUGCAACAAAAGGUGGUUCCUGCUGAGGCAGGAAAGAAAAAGAAAAAAAAAAAAGUCCGAUUGCCCCCAAAUGAUUUGCAGUGGAAAACCCCAUAUGACUUUGGGGCUGAGAACUAUAUGAUGCCAAUGGGCCCUCCUCCUGGCUAUAAUUCGUACUGGAAUGGCAUGCAACCUUGUAUGGAUGGAUUUAUGGCACCAUAUGCUGGUCCAAUGCAAAUGAUGGGUUAUGGUCUAGGCCCCUUGGACAUGCCAUUUGCAGGUGGUAUGCCUCAAGACCCAUUUAGCAUGCAAGGUUACAUGAUGCCUGUUGUUCCACCUCAUAGGGAUCUUGCUGAGUUCAAUAUGGGAAUGAAUGUUCCUCCUCCUGUUAUGAGUAGAGAGGAGUUUGAAGCACGGAAAGCUGAUCUGAGGAGGAAGCGUGAAAAUGAGAGACGGGGUGAAAGGGACUUCUCCAAAGAUCGAGAGUUUGGUAGGGAAGUGAGCAGUGUUGGGGAUGUUUCUUCAAUGAAAUCAAAAACUUCAAUUCCACCGUCUUCGGGUAGCGAUUACCAUCACCACCGUCACCGUUCAGAACGGCUGUCACCAGAUCGGUCUCCACGCGAGGUGGAACCUCCGCGUCCGGUGAAGAGAAAGUCCGACCACCAUUCUGAUCGCGAACGCGAAGAAAAGGAUCGCGAGUACGAGCACGAACGGCACCACCAUCCCCGCCAUCACCGUUCGGAAUCCUCAUCCAGAAGGUCAUCGGAACCGGUGACCAAAACUUCAUCGAACGCAGCAGCAGUAGCGGCGGCAAUAGCUGCUGAUCGGAAGCAGAAGGCCAGCGUGUUCUCCCGCAUAAGCUUCCCGGCUGAGGAGGAAGUCCCUAAUAAGAAGAGAAAGGUCAGCACUUCUUCCACGACGGAACCAGUGACUACCACUGCCAGUGCCUCUUCGGCCCACCUCAAGACAGGGCCGAACGGGUAUUACGAAGUGAGGAAGAGCAACGCCGCUGCCGAUUACGAAUCUAGCGACGAUGAGCGGCAUUUCAAGCGAAGGCCGUCAAGGUAUGAGCCGUCUCCUCCGCCGCCGGCUGCCGAUUGGGAGGAUGAAGGAAGGCAUUCGAGAGGAUCGAGGGAGCGCAAGCAUAGGUGAUAUUUUGUAUCAACAUUUUCAUUGCUCCUCUCUUCCAACGCCUGAAAUAAACUUCUUGUUGGAUGCAAUUUCAAUGUAACUUGUGACUCACUUCUAUCAGUUUUCAAUAAUUUUCUCAUGUAAAAUUAUCACUUUUUAUUCAAAUCCAAUGAAUCUGUU